GCUGAGCGAGUGUAGCAGAGCGAAAAGGCUUUUUUCGGGGCAAGCAGCCGACUGGCCACUUCGCUUGGAUGGAGCUCAGCAUGUUUACCGCCGGUCGCGUUACAUUUUCAACCUAAUUUUUUUUUUAAUGUUUCGUUUGCAAACAUUAUACGACACACCAGCGCUAGCUUUAGCCCGCUGCGCUCUGCUCCGUCUCGGCUAAGCUGCAUGAUUUCUGUUGUGUUGCUGGCUAGUUUUGGCUACAAUGCUAGUUCGCUAGUUAGCUAAUUUGCUAAAAAAAAAAAAAAAAAAAAAAAAGCUAGAAAAGGCGCUUAGAGAAGUGAGAUUUGUUCGUUAGCGAACUCGGAAUACACCGAAAACUCAGCGGUACUGCGUGAUUUUCUCGUAUUUAGUUUUUUUUUUGUUUAUUUUUUUCCACUAUUGUUGAUUAUAUAUUUUUCUUUUAAACGCUUCGUAACCGUUGCGCGUUUGCAGAAAGUGAACGCUGCUUCAUUAUUCCCCGUUUUCCUCCAAAACAAAUUUUUUUUUUUAUUCUUUUCAUUUCUUAACCGUCUUUGUUUUUAUUUUAUUUUAUUUUUUAUACAUAUACAUGUGUAUAUAUAUAUACGUAGCUACAGAAUCUAAACGCUGCACUGUUUAACUUUUUUUUUUAACCUUGUUAAUAUUAAUUAAAAAAAAAACAACGACGAAUGAUGCUGCGUUCACUGUCUGGACUACUUAACGUUGUCGAUGAGUGUUUAUUAAUUCCUUUUGUUUGUUUAGUUUAACGCUUUGCCUUUUUUUUUUGGAAACGUUUCCAACACUCCGUUUACGUUUUCGAACCAAAACAAACAAAAACACCCAAACAAACAACAAAACUUAGUGUUUUAAACGGUAUUAAAGGUGAAUACGUGCUUUUUUUUUUGCGCAGCCGCGGUACAUGAUCUCAGACUCGGACACUUAACUACAUCCUAAAGCUCCCUUCGUGUAUUUAACACUAAAUAACAAUUUGGGAGCUUGUUUUUUUUGUUGUUGUAAAUCUUAAAUCAUGGAUGAUCAUCAGACCCGCAUGCUGUCGGGACUAACCGGGCUCGGAGGACUGGGUCAGGGCGACCCGAAUGACCCGGAUCCGGUCCGGAAGCAGCAGGACAUCGGGGACAUCCUGCAGCAGAUCAUGGCCAUCACUGAUGAGAGCCUGGAUGAGGCCCAAGCCAGAUGCUGGCCAGAGGAGGGACGAGGCGACCCCACACAGACAGGGGGAGCCGGGGGGAGCGCGCAGGCAGGGGGGGAAUGCACCCUGCCGCUCGACUUCCAACACAGAAAACACGCGUUGAACUGCCACAGAAUGAAGCCGGCUCUCUUCAGCGUGCUGUGUGAGAUCAAAGAGAAGACGGUGUUGAGCAUCCGUGGCGUGCAGGAGGAGGAUCCCCCCGACCCCCAGAUCAUGCGUCUGGACAACAUGCUGCUGGCCGAGGGAGUUUCCGGUCCAGAGAAAGGCGGCGGUUCUGCUGCGGCGGCGGCAGCCGCGGCGGCCGGAGGAUCACCGAACGAUGGCAGCGUGGAGCACUCGGACUACAGAGCCAAAUUGGCUCAGAUCCGCCAGAUCUACCACUCCGAGCUGGAGAAAUACGAACAGGCCUGCAGUGAAUUCACUAACCACGUGAUGAACCUGCUGAGAGAGCAGUCACGCACGCGGCCCAUCUCACCCAAAGAGAUCGAGCGCAUGGUGGCCAUUAUUCACCGCAAGUUCAGCUCCAUCCAGAUGCAGCUCAAGCAGAGCACCUGCGAGGCCGUCAUGAUCCUCCGCUCCCGUUUCCUUGAUGCCAGACGCAAGAGGCGCAACUUCAACAAGCAGGCGACGGAGGUGCUGAACGAGUAUUUCUACUCGCACCUGUCCAACCCGUACCCCAGUGAGGAAGCCAAGGAGGAGCUGGCGAAGAAGUGCGGCAUCACCGUGUCUCAGGUCUCUAACUGGUUCGGCAACAAGAGAAUUCGGUACAAGAAAAAUAUCGGCAAGUUUCAAGAGGAAGCGAACCUGUACGCAGUAAAAACAGCUGUGGACGCAGCUAACGUUUCUGCACAGGCCAGCCAGGCGAACUCCCCCGCCACACCUAACUCAGGUGGAUACCCAGCGCCCUGCUACACACCUGACGGCCGGCUAUGAGGAGCGGUCAGGAAGUGCCCUUUACACCCCACACUGCCUAGACGCCAACAGCAGCUGGCAGGAAAACCCUAACACUCCUUCACCCGCACAUCCCAGCAGCAUCCAGUCACAAACCUCCAACUGAGAGAGACACACACACAAACACACACACACACACUAGACCUCAGCGCUUCCACCAGUCCAACUCCGCUUCCUCCUCGGACUCGCCUUUUGUUUUGCAAGCUCUCAGCUACUACAUCUGUAACGAGCCCCACACCCAACACACACACACACACACUCCCUCACACACUCCCUCACACACUUUCAAGUUCGGACUUCAUUGGACAGUCGUAUAGGAGCUUCGCUCAGGAAGGAAACACAGGAAAAGGAAAAAGAAAGGUCACAUGUCAGAGCAUUCUGCUCUGUGCUGGAGUGUGUGUGUGUGUGUGCGCGUGUGUGUGUGUGUGUGCGCGUGUGUGUGUGUGUGCGCGUGCGUGUGUGUGUGUGUGCGCGUGCGUGUGUGUGUGAGCACGCACAUUUACUAAGCCAGCUACACUGAAGACCACAGGAUCUCCGUCCUGCCUGCUUUGAACCAAAGCGCUGUCGAGGGUCACGCGUUUGUCCGUUAGAGAACGUCCUCAGACAGCAGCAGCACGUUGUCAACACCACGCAGAUUGUCCUCCGUCUCCGUCUCCAGUCUCUUUCCGAGGCCGUGCACUCCACAGCUGCCAACUCCACAUCGUCACUAAGGUCAUCGAUUCCUAAGGAGAACGCUCACUACUCGCUAGCCGUCUUCCUGCGUUUCCGAAAAAUACAAAAUAUAUAGAAAUGUCUAUGAAAACAGCGAAGCACAACUGUUCAGUGUCGUAACUUUUUGUUUUGGGUUUUUUUUGUUUGUUUUUUUUUUAACUCCCGGAUGAACGGAGGAGAAGGUGGAGAGGAAGGCAGGUCUGUACUGGAGCGAAGGGACAGCGGUUUUAAUCACGAACCCGCAGGCUAGAUUUCUCGCCGGCCUUUUUUCUACUAUAGCCCCCUUUUUAUUUUUUAUUUUUCUCUCUCCGUUUUAACAGCUUAGCGGCUUUUAAUAGCUUCCUUCCUCACAGCGUAGAGUUGAGUAGAACUGAUAGCUUUCCAGCCUGUGAGAAGAGAAGAGCUGUGGCUUAAGCUUUGUGCCACCGAACAUUUACCUUUUUUUCUUUUUAUCUUAAACAAUCAGAAAACCAGUCUUCCAUCCUUGCAUGUUAACUCUUGGAGACUAAUACCCUCGUGUAGCUCGUCAUUGUGUGUUUUUUUUUUUUUUAAUUUUUUUUUAUUUUUUAUUGUUUCCUUCUAACAAGCAAGUCAACACUGCAGAAUGUAACGGAACGACAGACCAAAAAAAAAAAAAACGCCACGUUUUGGAGGAUCGCGACAGUUUUUACAUCAGCCUUCGACUCAACCCCGAGGUUUCAGAGGCUGCGUCGACCCGACCGCGUACCUCUGAACCAAAAGGGGAAAAAAAAAAACGGAAAGAAAAAAUAGAUUGAAAUCAUAACCUGUAGGAGGAUGUAAAAACCCACCAGGAGGAAGUGGGCUUCGAGUCGACGCUUUUGUACGGUUAUCAUUUUUUUUCCGUUUUUUGUCUUGUUACUCUUUUUAUCUGAUUGUAUCUUUCUCUAUAUGCGACGGAAAGCAUCCAUACUGUGAUACUAGCAUGCCACAUCGUCCCGUUUAUUAAAAAAAAACCUUUAACCUGGCCGAGGAUCAAGGGCUCUUCUCUUAUUUGAAGUCGAACCAAAAAAAAAAAAGCGUGCGGUUGUUUUAAAGCUGGUGGACUGCAACACACGCCGAGGACCGUCACGUUAAACUCCAGUUUCCUGAACACAGGAAGUGCGCAAAUAAAGCGCGGACGUCUUCUGUUUUGAAGCCGUUUCUCUCACUUUCUCCCACUCUCUCGCUCUCGUGUUUGUUUUUUUAAAUAACCUUUAAUACUGACAAAUGGAAAUUGUUACACAAUGAACUUGACACCUGAAAUGUAAGAUGGGUAUUGUUUCCACACACACACACACACACACACACACACACAGAGGCGAGCAGAUGAAAUGAUGUUUUUACCCACAUCUGUAUAGAUUAAUGUUAAUCCAUUUCAGCUGGCUGGCUUUUCUUCUAACUAAUGCUAUUACUACACCAAAAUAUUUUGUUUUUUUUUUUAUUAUUAUUAAUAAUAAUAAUAACUUUUUUUUCUUCCUCCCUUCCUCCUUUUUGUACUCGUCAUCACCGGAUGUCAUUGUACAGAUUGUGGAAUGUUUAAGUGUAUUUCUCUUUUUUAUAAAAUGUACACGUUUGAUUUUAGUUACUUUUUAUUUUGUGUUUUUUUUUUUCCUUCUUCUUCUUCUUCUUCUUCUCUCCUGACUUGACUGCACUCAUGAGCUUUGGAGUGUUUGUAUUUUGUAUUUGUAAUGUUGUUGAGUUUGAUUCUGGGUUGUUUUUUUUUUUUCUCUCUCUUUCUCUCUUUCUCUCUCUCUUUUUUGUUCUUUCUUUAAAUCGGUUGUAUUUGCGUCCGGUGCAGUGAAACCCGAAGCUUAUCUGCGUAUUUUCUGGAGACGUUUUUAGAAACCCGACAAAUAGGUGAAAGGUUACGGUUCGUGUCGCAGGUUUAGCAGAGUGUUUGUUCGCUCCCCAGGAGAUCCAGCCUGGCAGCAGCUCCGACUCCUCCCAGCAGCUCGGAGCUCUUUUCUGUCCUUUAAAAAAAAAAAAAAAAAAAGUACAGCUGCUAAGCGUGCGAUGUUUUCAUUCCUGGAAGCUGUUGGUCGUUUACGACGUCUUUCUGCAGCUGUGGCAUGAACAGACAUGUUCGCCGAGCGCACGCACACGCGCACGCCCCUGACAUCCUGGAAUUGUGCCACAUUGCUGGAAUUUCUCGGAGCGUCUCACCUGAGACAGACUCGAGUCUCACAUCCUGUUUACACCUCGGGCUUUCACACUGCUCGCAGGUCAGGGUUUAUCCAGUCAAUUAAUUUAACCAUUUAAAAACUAAACGAGGAACAAAACAGGAAGCUAAACAGAGUGAGACGAUUUACAUGUUAACGUUAACGCGCGAUCUGGAACGAAGCCUCGAUAUCCGUUUAAAACCCGAGCCGAUCCUAGACGGACCCCCGUAUCCGUACACACACACACACACACACACACAAACAACAACAACAAAAAACACUCAAUCUUGUGACGAGGUUCAGUUUCACUGCACUGUAAACAAACACACCGAUUUUGUGGUUUUGUUACAUAUAUUUUUUUCCCCUCUAGAAUUGUAGUGUAUCUCUCUCUCUCUCUCUCUCUCUCUCUCUCCCUCCCGUCUUUUCCACCUCUGUAUCCCUCACACCUCCUUUUCUCUACCUCUCCCUUUACCUCUCUUCUGUUCUCUCCAUUUCUCUUGUAUAUAAAACCCUGCCAUUUUCAGACUUGUUAGUCUGGUAUGAACUCCUUUUAUACCUCAACUUUAGAACUGUUCUAGUAAGAGAAAAGAAAAAAAAAAAAACAUCAAAGGAAAUAUGAGAAUUGUAGUGUUCCUUAUUAGAAAAUCGAAAACUAAUAAAAUAAUCUAGUGUGCUUUUGA
Tachysurus vachellii is the source of this 5711-nucleotide messenger RNA. It is a transcript of the gene pbx4, whose product is annotated as pre-B-cell leukemia transcription factor 4. Lineage: Eukaryota; Metazoa; Chordata; Actinopteri; Siluriformes; Bagridae. Gene Ontology annotation, cellular component: nucleus. The transcript is spliced from 9 exons. Gene Ontology annotation, biological process: embryonic organ development; neuron development; regulation of transcription by RNA polymerase II. The coding region runs from base 1028 to 2143 and encodes 371 amino acids. The record is from RefSeq and is a predicted model, not a curated record. Gene Ontology annotation, molecular function: RNA polymerase II cis-regulatory region sequence-specific DNA binding; DNA-binding transcription factor activity, RNA polymerase II-specific.